CGGCCGGAAGACUUAACAGAAAAAUAUGUUGAAUUUGCAGGCGUCGCGGGAUUGUAAAUAGCCCUGUAAAGUAUUGUUAAAGCUUAUCCCUUUGACUUUGAAAGGUUUUUGUGUGUGUACAUAGCCUGCGGACUUUCAGAAAGCCUUUCAGUUUGGCACAAAGACUUCAAUGACGCACCUGGAGCUGCGCUUUGACUUUUCACUAAAGGGAGACAGACAAAAAACUUUUCUUUUUUUGAGCAUCUGGGUCUGCUGUUCCAUUUUAGACGUGCUUUUUUUGUAAUUGUAGAGCCUAUUACGAGCUCGGACAUUUAUUUGAUGUUAUUUAUAUCCGCACAUGAGCAACUACGCCAGCGUUAUGGCACAUGGACUCUUCCACCGAGGAGUUUGAAAAAGAAAGAAAGAAAAAAAAGAGCUUGUCAUUUAAAGCAUCAUCAACUUUUUUAAGGGUUGUUUUUCUUGCUGGAGAAGUCUAUUUUAUGUCGUUUGAAGGCGACCACUAAAGUUUGUAGUGGAGAGGGUUUUGAAACGCGGUGUGCGCUCACUCGAGUCCCAUUUUCCAUUGGCAGGCGCGCUGAGGUUCAGCGAGCAGCGGCGCACGCUCCUGAGUUUCUCCCUGUGUGAGAGAGAGAAAGAAAGAGAGCAGCCGGAGAGCCUUUGGUGCCUUUUCUGAUAAUCCACGCUGUUGUGAUGCGAAUUCCCGUAGAUCCCAGCGCCAGUCGGAGGUUCAGUCCGCCGUCCAGUAGCCUCCAGCCGGUCCCAGGAAAGAUGAACGAUGUGAGCUCUCCAGCCGGGCAGCCGGACGCAGCGGCGGCGGUGCCAAGACUGCGCCCCCACGAAAACCGCAGUAUGGCCGAGAUCAUCGCGGACCACCCGGCCGAGCUAGUGAGGACCGACAGCCCCAACUUUCUCUGUUCGGUCCUGCCCUCCCACUGGCGGUGCAACAAGACUCUACCCGUCGCUUUUAAGGUGGUAGCCCUGGGAGAUAUACCUGAUGGGACCGUUGUCACCGUAAUGGCGGGCAACGAUGAGAACUACUCUGCUGAGCUGCGGAACGCCUCAGGCGUGAUGAAGAACCAAGUAGCACGUUUCAAUGACCUCCGUUUUGUGGGCCGCAGUGGCAGAGGCAAGAGCUUCACUCUGACAAUCACAGUAUUCACCAACCCGCCACAAGUGGCCACUUACCACCGAGCCAUAAAGGUCACCGUGGACGGACCUCGUGAGCCCAGGAGGCAUCGUCAGAAGCUCGAGGAUCCUCCCAAAACUGGUCUGUUCUCCGACCGCCUCAGCGAGCUAGAGAGGAUGAGGGUGAGGGUUGCCGUUCCGACACAAGCUCCCCGGCCAGCUCUCAACACAGCGGCCAACUCCUUCAACCCACAGGGACAGACGCAGAUAACAGGUUCCUCUGACCUGAGCCCAUUCCCCGGUCAGUUCGAGCGCCAGUUCCCGAGCCUCUCCUCCCUCACAGAGAGCCGUUUCUCCAGCCCUCGGAUGCACUACCCGGCAACCUUCACCUACACCCCGCCCGUCACCUCGGCCAUGUCACUGGGCAGCGCCCACUACCACACCUACCUUCCCCCUCCGUACCCGGGCUCCACCCAGAGUCAGAGCGGACCCUUCCAGACCAGCAGCACGCCCUAUCUCUACUACGGGACGUCCUCCAACACGUACCAGUUCUCCAUGGUUCCCGGCGGGGACCGCUCGCCGUCCCGGAUGAUCCCGCCUUGCACUAGCGCCUCCACGGGCACAUCCCUGGUGAACCCUAACCUGCCCAGCCAGACAGAGGGAGGGGUGGACGGCGACGGAAGCCACAGUAACUCCCCGACUGUUCUCAACCCCGGAGGCCGCAUGGAUGAAGCAGUUUGGAGGCCAUAUUGAAGAAGGCAGAGAGAUAAGAAGUCAACUGAUGUCAUGGUUUGAAAGCACAAAACCUUUUUUUCUUUUCUUUUUUUUAAAUAAAAAGGGGAUUUUUGAGCUUACAUCAGCUGUCUCUACCUUUGGAAAUUAAGGUUGAGAUUAAAAAAAAAAGAUGGAGAGAGCAAGAGAGACCAAACGUGUGUGGACUUGUCCUCCUGGAAUGUGUUUAGACCGUGGCGCUACAAAGGGAGUCGGUUUCAAAGCAAUAAUGAAAAAGACAGUUUUGGUUUACUAGGCCCAAGUGGAUGAGACAUUAUUUCAGUUUUAUUCUAGUCCACAAAGCUAAAGGGAUGCUUCAACGAUAUUUGUUAAAGACUGCCUCUUUUGUACAGUGUUUGUAUUUCUUCAAGGCUUUUUUUGCAGAGCAUGUUUUUUGUGGUUUUUUUGUACUACGACAAUAUCAAGAUGCAAGUUAAGCACUGAGUAGCAAGUAAUAAGAGUAACGCAUAUGUUACUUUAAGUGGUGUGGACAGUAAAUUUUGCUUUAAACCGAUUAAUUUAACUUGUAUAUUGUGGGUGAAACGAUGUAGAUUGAGGCGUUUUCUUCGUUUUAACUUAUAAAGCCAUAAAUUAUGUAUUGUAUUUGAAACUUGAGUCAAAGAAAGGUAAUCUGAAUAUUUUUGAUGCAUCUAUAUGACUAAGUUAAAAUGAUUUUUUUUUUUUUUUGAUAGGUAAUUUAAGAAAGUAAGUUUUGUUUUUUGUUUUUCUGGUAGCACCCAAAGAUUUAAAAUCGUGUUGAAUAUGAAAUGUAAUUUCCAAAGAGUAUUGCAACAUUUUUUUUUUUCUGGUGUAACUUUUCAGUUUAACUGCUCUACACAUCCAGAGCCCAACAUCCUCGCGAGGCGUUGACACACAUUUGGCUUGGAAUUAAACCUUUGGUAUUUAUUGAGCAAUAACUCGUAUUGUGCCUCUUGGCAACAUACCAUUAAAGAGAGUUUCAAUGGGGGAAAAUAAUUAUCCGUUUGGGGAAAUUCUGCUUGAUUUCUUUGCUCUGUCUAGUCUGACAUGCACACAGAUACUUAUGUAUUUUCUCUUCCAAAUAAGAAAUGGUGCAUUUAGACACGAAUUGACGUCCAGCCCAAAGAUGAUUGCAGUGGGUACCGCGCCUAAUGGCCCACUUUAAAAGAGGCAGGUCAGACUUUAAGGAUCACUUAUUUUGUGAUACAUGAACUCCUCAGGACUGGAAGAAUCCUUGGUUGAUCCCACAGAUUUGCUAUAUCUGCGUUUCUUUUUUUUCAUACCCAGCCUGGCUGAAAGCACGGUCAAGAUUAUAGCUCUGACAUGCCAAGUCUAUUAUAGCUUUCAUAUCAUAUGUAAAAGAUAGCUUUGAAAAAGUCUGUCUUAGUGCGCGACACACACACAGGUUUGUAUUUUUUUUCUUGCUUUCUGUCUUUUGGGUUAAAAAGGAAAUCGCAGAGAAACAAAAGAGACUCUGAUGUUCCUUUCGGCUUUUAUUUAUUUUCCAAUUUUUACUCGGGGUUUACCGAAUUGAUUUUACCCUCUUUACUGGCUAAUGUCAACAAUAAGGGUCUAAAUCUAAAAUCUCUCUGUGGGUUUGAUAUGAGGGGAGGUCUGAGUUUUAAAAUUACCGUGCGAGAUUCUAAAAUGUGUUGAAGUUGAAGGGGAAAAAGUGCAAAAACAACAACCAAAAAACACACAAAAAAACAGAGUGGUGAUUGGAUUCAGCUGCUGGCAGCAAACUGGUAACCAAAAAAUAUGGGAGACUUGUGUAUGUUUGUUUCAUAAAGCACUUAUUUCUUGUUUUAUUUCUAGCAGCACUUGCGGCAGGCUGCCAGCAGGGCUCGUGGUUUUGGUCCUCAGUGGAGAUGUAACGCCACUGGAGUCACACACACACACACACACACACACACAGAAUGGAUAACACUUGGCCAAACAAGCCAUUUAUAUUGGAGUUUAAUCUGAUCUCACAAGGCAGUUGGCAUUUGUUAAAAAAAAAAAAAAGCAUUUCUUUUCUUGCUUUCAUACAGUAUGAUACUGAGUGCAUGAAGGUAAUAUAAUAACCCAAUUUUAAAAAGCUGAGAAAAACAUGGCCCUGUCCAAGGAUCAGACUUCAAGCUUUUCAUUUAAGAUUUGCACGCACACUCUGCAGAGGAUCUUCUCAACUCACACACACACACAUUUCUCCAGCAGCUUCAGCCCAGCACGAAAAGUACUUUUGCUGUUAGAGCGUAACAUAAAUAAACAAAUUCAAAAACCUUUUAGAUUGCUGUGAUUUUAUAGCAUUUUCCCAAAUACUAUGCACAUCUGUUGGAAUUUAAUUAAUCUGCUUCACAAAUCUUUUAAAAACUGUUUACACCUAAGCGCAGCACUGACACCCUAACCUGUCCUCAUCUGCUUCUGUUUGGGGUUUUUGUUGUUCCUCAAAAUACAAAGGUUCAUUUUUUGAUUUUUUUUUUAAAUUUUAAUGUUGCGUACAAACUGUCAUUAAAAAAACUUGUAUUAUUCAUUGAUCAACAUGUAUGAUAUCCAGGAAUUGUACCUGCUCUUAUGUAAAGUUUACUCGUUAUUUCUAUUGUUAUGCUCCUUCUCAUGAACACUUGUCAGGAAACUCAAUCUAAUGGAGACUCUGUUAGACUUUGCUGGUACGUUUCAUAAAGAUCAUAAUUUGUUUUUCGAUUGUUUUGUUUGUUUUUUUAAGGGAAACACAGACCUGACAACAGUGAGUGAAAUUGGCAUUGUGAUUGUACAUUUUUGUUUAUUUUAAGAAUAAAAUAGGAAUUUUGUAACUUACUUUUCCCCCCA
Oreochromis aureus is the source of this 4680-nucleotide messenger RNA. RefSeq names its product RUNX family transcription factor 2b (gene runx2b). Gene Ontology annotation, biological process: hemopoiesis; regulation of transcription by RNA polymerase II; neuron differentiation. Gene Ontology annotation, cellular component: nucleus. The transcript is spliced from 5 exons. Gene Ontology annotation, molecular function: RNA polymerase II cis-regulatory region sequence-specific DNA binding; ATP binding; DNA-binding transcription factor activity, RNA polymerase II-specific. The coding region runs from base 691 to 1878 and encodes 395 amino acids. The record is from RefSeq and is a predicted model, not a curated record. NCBI's taxonomy places the organism in Eukaryota, Metazoa, Chordata, Actinopteri, Cichliformes, Cichlidae.